CUCAACACCACCACAUCUCUCCUCGAAUCGACUAUGCUUCAAAGGAACCUGUUUCAAGCAUCCCAGCGAGCAGUGCGCUCCCCAUUGCGAACCCGAUCCCCAUUCGUUCCUAUUAGUCAGCGGUUGCACAUCACACGAGCGCCUUCCUCGACGAGAUGGUACACUGAGCCCGCGGCGAAGGAGGGCAGUGGCGCCCCAGAGACCAAGCCCGAUGAGCAAUCAUCUGAGACAGCUCAGUUAAAGGAGCAAGCGGAAAAGAAGGAUGCGGAAAUUAUCGACUUGAAGGACAAAUACCUCCGCAGCGUCGCAGAUUUCCGCAACCUUCAAGAGCGCACAAAACGUGAAGUCCAAGCCGCCAAAGACUUCGCCCUCCAACGCUUCGCCCGUGAUCUCGUGGAAUCUGUCGACAAUCUCGAUCGCGCCCUCACCACCGUCCCAAAAGACAAACUUUCUCCCGAAAACUCCGAUCUUGUGACCCUCCAUGAUGGGUUAAGAAUGACGGAGAACAUCCUCAUGCAGACGCUGAAGAAACAUGGAUUGGAGAGGUUUGAUCCAUCGGUAGAGGGCAUGAAGUUCGAUCCGAAUAUCCACGAGGCCGUGUUCCAGACGCCGCAGCCGGAUAAGGAGGAUGGCACUGUUUUCCAUACACAGCAGAAAGGGUUUAUGCUUAACGGACGGGUUCUUAGAGCUGCUAAAGUCGGCGUAGUCAAGAACUCAUAAAAGCGCCGCGCAUUUUGACGAUUUCCUUGAAUAUUGUAUCACUAUGAGUAUUUGGUACGGCUCAAUGGGCCUGGUGUUUUUAGCAUUUCAGCUGGCAUGUGUAAAUAUAUCCCCUCUCUCGCACUUUCGAAAUUUUUUUUUAGCGAAUGUCUGACUAGGCGAUCACCAUUUUGUAUACUACUAGAAUACCUGUUACGAAGAGCCAUGGUCAUGGAGACAGACUCAGAUUAUUAGCAUGUUAAGCAUUCAUGGAAUGGUAAUGUUCUAAUCCUGCUC
Molecule: messenger RNA, 996 nt
Organism: Lindgomyces ingoldianus
Lineage: Eukaryota; Fungi; Ascomycota; Dothideomycetes; Pleosporales; Lindgomycetaceae
Product: mitochondrial co-chaperone-like protein GrpE
Exons: 3
Coding region: 34-720 (228 amino acids)
Biological process (GO): protein import into mitochondrial matrix; protein folding
Cellular component (GO): PAM complex, Tim23 associated import motor
Molecular function (GO): protein-folding chaperone binding; protein homodimerization activity; adenyl-nucleotide exchange factor activity
Source: RefSeq, a predicted model, not a curated record